GGCGGCCCUUCUAGCCGGGGCCGCGCAGGGCGACUCUAUGGUGCGGCGCCGCCCCGCUGGGUGAGGGCUGCGGGAGCCCCGCCGCCGGGCCCUGCCUCCCGCGCCCUGCCUCCCGCCGCCGGGCCCCGCGCCCCGGCCUGCUCCCGCCGCAGGCUCGGCCUCAUCCCCGCCCUGCGAGGGGGGACUCACGGGGGGCGGCAGCGAUGAGCGUGGCGGAGCGGCCUGAAGAGGAGGCGGCGGCCUCGCUGGGUCCCAAUGACGCAUCUCCAGACGAAGGAGUAGUAGAAGAUCUGCCUUUAAUAGAUGAGAAAGCAGUGGAGCAGCUCACUGAGGGACUCGUUUCUUAUUACCUGCCUGACCUUCAGCAAUCAAAAUCAGCACUACAGGAACUUACACAGAACCAAGUAGUAUUACUAGAAACAUUAGAACAAGAAAUUUCAAAAUUCAAAGAAUGUAACUGGAUUCUUGACAUCAAUGCUUUGUUUUCAGAAGCUAAACACUAUCACAACAAAUUAGUGAAUAUUAGAAAUGAAAUGAUGAUGCUCCAUGAGAAGACGUCAAAGUUAAAAAAAAGAGCACUCAAGCUGCAGCAAAAGAGGCAGAAGGAAGAACUAGAACGAGAACAGCAACGUGAGAAGGAACUUGAAAGAGAGAAGCAGUUAACAGCAAAACCUGCCAGGAGGAUGUGAAAGCAGAGCGUGCAGCACCUUGUCCAAAUUAAUCAUUUCUGCAUUCUCUGGAAUUAAGACAGACUUUGCUUAAACUGGGCUAUAGCUGUUACUAGCAACACUCUAUGAUGUUGUAAAUUCCAGAACAGUAAUAGUAGAGGUGGUAACAAUUUUUUUUCAAGUUGCCUUCUUUUGUAAUGCUAUGCAAUUUGAUAUUAUUAUAAUGUAAGCCAAUUUUUUUAAUAUAUGUAUAUAGGAGAACUUAGGCGUCACAGUUUUAAAUGCCUAACCAUGUUUUUUUCAUCUAGUCUUCUGGUGUUCAGAAUUCUGAGGUAUUUGGUGUCCGGCAUACAUGUUUUUCAGAGAAAAUAAAGAAUACUAUUUAAAAGUCA
Molecule: messenger RNA, 1060 nt
Organism: Columba livia (rock pigeon)
Lineage: Eukaryota; Metazoa; Chordata; Aves; Columbiformes; Columbidae
Gene: BLOC1S6
Product: biogenesis of lysosomal organelles complex 1 subunit 6
Exons: 5
Coding region: 204-689 (161 amino acids)
Biological process (GO): intracellular transport
Cellular component (GO): BLOC-1 complex; transport vesicle
Source: RefSeq, a predicted model, not a curated record